AUGUCGCUAGAAACGCACCUAUACGACGUUCUAGGCGUGCCUACGAUAGCCACCACGGAGGAGAUAUCAAGAGCAUACAAACGGCUAGCUCUUAAGUGCCAUCCCGAUAAAACCAACCACAAUCCACAGCUAACUGAACAAUUCAAAGAGUCUACGAGAGCUUACGAGAUUCUCAGAGAUGCCAAAAAGAGAGGAAUAUACGACCAGUACGGCGAGGCAGGGUUAGAUGGCACGUACCAACCUCCAGCGACUGCUACAAAUGUAGCUACGGGUAGUGGCAGAUCUUCCUUUUUCAGCCAGAGACCAUGCCAAAGAUUCGCUUCGGCGACAGAUAUUUUUUCUCAGGUAUUCAACGACAUCAACAGCAUCUUCUCGGGUGAGACCGUGUUUGAGUUUGCGCCUGGGUUCAUGAAUGUUGGUGGAGCACAGGCUCCAGGUGCGGCACAUAGUGCUAACAUGAUGAAGAAUGUUCAGCCAGCUGGUUCUGCAGCCAGGGCUCCGGUUCAAGGUGAGAACAUCCACCACACUUGUAAUGUGACGCUUGGGGACUUAUAUUUCGGUAAGACGAUCAAACUUCAGCUUCCUAAGAACAGCAAGUGCCGUAGCUGUGAUGGGUAUGGUGGAUUAAGGCCGAAGACCUGUAGAACAUGUCGAGGUUCGGGCCAAGUAGUAGUCACAUACUACAACGAGUUUUCCCAAUACCAACAGACUGGGUCCUGUAGAAACUGUAGCGGCACCGGGACCUAUAUAGCUCCAUUUGACAAGUGUAACGACUGCACUCUAGGAUACUUAAGAGAGAAAAAGAUUCUUGAGAUCAGCGUUUUGCCAGGAACUAAAAACGGCGACAAAAUCGUUCUACGCGGCGAAGGUGACGAAGGCAGAAACUUGAUUCCAGGUGACGUUAUAAUCCAUAUUAAUCAGACAUCACAUCCUUUCUUGGUGCGAAAGUAUAAUGAUUUGUAUAUGGAACACGAGAUAGACUUGAGAACGGCGUUGUUGGGUGGAGAAGUUCUUAUUCCGGACUUCUUAAGAACCAACCAUACCCUCAAGAUUUUGAUCAACGUCCAUGGCUUCAGAGAUUUGAACCAAUCUAUAGACGAAGACCUUCAGUUGGGUGAAGUCGUGGGAACGGUGAAUCCAGACGAACCCAAAAUAGUCAAGGGGUUGGGAAUGCCCAUUAACAACUUGCUCAGUUGCGGACAAUUAGUUCAAAACAGCAAUUUGCCAGCGGAAGCAUCUGAUUUCAGAAAGUAUAAAAAAGGCAAUUUAUUCAUUAACUUCAAAGUCAAGUUACCAUCUGUUCAAGAUUUUCUUAAUGGAGAACAGGAUUUGACUCUUCUCAGUAAGGUAUUACCCUCCACCAAGCCAACGGCCAACAUAGCUAGCACUAUUUUUGAAGAGACACAUUUGGCCAAUAUUCCGGGU
Scheffersomyces stipitis CBS 6054 is the source of this 1425-nucleotide messenger RNA. RefSeq lists its product as uncharacterized. Lineage: Eukaryota; Fungi; Ascomycota; Pichiomycetes; Serinales; Debaryomycetaceae. Gene Ontology annotation, cellular component: cytosol; cytoplasm; nucleus. The annotation marks the transcript as partial. Gene Ontology annotation, molecular function: Hsp70 protein binding. The record is from RefSeq and is a predicted model, not a curated record. Gene Ontology annotation, biological process: protein refolding. The transcript has a single exon.